Molecule: messenger RNA, 1725 nt
Organism: Exophiala bonariae
Lineage: Eukaryota; Fungi; Ascomycota; Eurotiomycetes; Chaetothyriales; Herpotrichiellaceae
Exons: 3
Coding region: 1-1725 (574 amino acids)
Biological process (GO): transmembrane transport
Cellular component (GO): plasma membrane
Molecular function (GO): transmembrane transporter activity
Source: RefSeq, a predicted model, not a curated record
AUGGCGUUUCGACCCGAAUUGGAGAAGGAAGUGGGGGCGCAACUCCCACAUCUUCAGCCGACUACGAGAUCACAACCACGCACAGUGGAAGACAGUGGUGAGAAACAAAGUCCUCUAGAUGCAUCAUCAUCAAAUACCUUGACGCCGAUGGUCACGAACCGCACUCAGCAACACAGUGGCCUUUCAAGCCUCCGCCCCACGAGGUCAUACACUGAUGGACACGGCUAUUUCAGCGAGCCGGACGCAGAAGGCGAAGAUGGCACGGAUGGACCGCAGGAUGUCGAACAGCAGGACGUCGAACUUCGGGAGAAAGGAUUCGAAGUCGCCUGGGAUGGCGCCGACGAUCCCAUGAACCCCAAGAAUCUCAAGCCGGGGAGGAAGUGGAUGAUUGUAAUUGUCCUGGCUUUUGGCGCACUGUGUGUCACGUGCACAUCGUCGUUGUAUACCAUUACUUAUGGACAAAUGAACGCUGAAUUUGGGACGACACGGUUCCAGGCGACGAUUGGGCUGGCGACAUUCGUCUUUGGCCUUGGGAUCGGCCCGAUGUUGUUGGGCCCUCUGUCCGAGUUUUAUGGUCGACGGCCCAUCUACAUCGUUGCGUACGUCUUCUUCACCACCUGGCUCAUUCCGUGUGCCGUCGCAAAGAAUCUCGCGACCAUGUUGGUUGCUCGAUUUUUCGAUGGUCUCGCGGGCAGUGCGUUCUUGUCAGUCGCCGGAGGGACCGUCGGUGACAUGUUUAAUCAUGAUCAACUUCAGGCGCCGAUGAUGAUAUACUCUGCGGCUCCGUUUCUAGGUCCGAGCAUCGGACCGAUCAUAGGUGGCUUUAUCAACCAAUAUGCCUCCUGGCGUUGGUCAUAUUAUGUCCUCCUCAUCUGGUCGGGCGUAAUGCUGUUGUGCAUGAUCUUCCUGAUCCCCGAGACAUACAUGCCUGUGGUGUUGAGGAACAAGGCAAGGCUGAUGAGGAAAGAAACGGGUGAACCCAGAUGGAAAGCACCCAUGGAAAUCCGUGAACGGUCGGUCACGAUGACUGUGCUCAGAUCUCUUUACCGGCCAUUUUUGUUGCUAUUCCUGGACCCGAUGUGUUUCAACUUGUGUUUGUUUUCCUCGAUCCUACUCGGCAUACUUUACCUGUUUUUCGGGGCCUUUAACCUUGUCUUCACAGAGAUUUAUGGUUUCGAUUUACAUCAAGUUGGUCUAUCGUUUGUUGGACUCCUUAUCGGGAUGAUACUGGGGAUCAGCUCCGACCCACUAUGGCAGCGAAAUUAUCUUCGACUGGUCCGGAACAACGAAAUCAAGACUGGAGAACUCAAGUCUGAGCCCGAGUUCCGACUUGCGCCCGCCGUCGUGGGAGCUCCGUUUUGCGUCGUGGGCCUCUUCUUAUUUGCCUGGACGAUCUAUCCCUCGGUACAUUGGAUUGUACCUGAGAUCGCCAUUGGGCUAUUUGGGUUUGGACUCAUCCUCGUCUUUUCCGGAGUGUUUACAUUUCUGGUGGAGGCGUACCCAUUGUAUGCAGCGAGUGCAUUGUCAGCCAACUCGUUUGCGCGGUCCAGUUUCGCGGGAGCUUUCCCUCUUUUUGGGGUUCAGAUGUAUCGGAAAUUGGACUUCCACUGGGCCACCACGCUUUUGGCCUUUUUGUGUCUCGUGAUGGCGCCUUUCCCGUAUAUAUUCUUCAUUUAUGGCAAGCGAUUGAGGGCCAGGAGUCGGUUCAGCACUGCCAAAGGGUGA